CCAGCCCAAGUGCCCAGACCUCCGUGUGCUAUUCUUUUCAUUUGCGGCUGAGGCGUCUGGGCUUUUCAAUCUUCGGGGCCACCAGGGCCUUGCUUGUUGCGAAGCGAGAGCCCGUUAGUCUUGUCCGGUGUCCCUCGUUUCCUUGCUUGUUCCUUGUCCCUGGCCUUGGACUCGAAUGGUAACUUCGGAUUUCUGACCUGAACACCACCUCAGUCCCAUCGAAAAGCCCUCUCUUUUCGCUGAGAAAUCGUGACACCAUUCGAACUCUUUAACCAAACGGGAAAACAAAAACAUCACAAGGUCAAAAAAAUCAGGAAGACAGAACAGAAAGGAAAUGAUGAAUUAGCCCAGACAACGACACUCCAACGAUGUCGCCCUCAGUUUCUGACCUGAAUCAUGGAAGAAGACAGUCGACCCAGCGCCUACCUCAAUGUUCCCAUCACCGACGCUGAGCGCCGUGCUCAAGUUGCUGAGGCGGCCGUCAGAGACGACAGCUCUGAGCGACUGUUGCCAGAAGCCCAACAACCCUCGCCAGAACCCCAGCAACCGUCGUCGGCUCAACUACAAGCACCAGGCCCCAAUCGAUUUCCCUCGAUACACGCUCCCCCAGUAAUAAGACAGUAUGCGCCGAGAUUCUCGCAGAGACCAGAAGUUCGCCAAUAUGUCCCCAUCUCCCCGGUCCCAGAAGAAGACGAGCCCGAAUCCAUCAAACUUCGCCCGCACUCGGCAGUCGCCACGGAUGACGGCUACCUACUCCCUCCUCCGGGACCGGUGCCGGCCUUGUGGACUCCCAUCUGGUUGAAGCAAUGGUUCCUGGGCCUCUUCGCCCUCGUCUUUGCCGCAUUUCUGAUCGUCCUGAUCCUCCUCUGGCACUUUGACGAGCAGAAUGAUGGUUUCCACGUCGAUCAGGGAACGAACCAUUAUGCCUGGGCGUACACGCCUACUGUCAUCGUUGUUAUCGUGGUGGCUGCCUGGAGAAUGGUGGAUCACCAUUCUAAACUGGCCAUGCCGUACGAUGCUCUCCAGGACGGACCGAUCAAACCGUCAGAAAGCCUUUUGGUCGACUAUAUUUCGAAUUUCCAGCUUGUAUCAUUACUCGAAGCGUUCAAAAACAGUCAUUUUGCCGUUAUAGCGUCGAUUACCGGAUUUAUAUUACUAAAAGUUGUCACGGUCUUUGCGACUGGAUUGCUGGUGGCCCUUCCAACACAAGUGGCUCAAAAGAGUGCGACGGUGCACGCCAGAGGUUUCAGCGCGGACUCUUUCGACCCCAACACCGCUCUCAACCCUUCGACUUUCUCGACCCAGCCGGUGUAUGCGUACUAUGGCAGUAUGGCUCAGGGUGUGCCCUUGGAAAAUGGUGUUAGGUUUGAUCUGGCAUACAGUGCCUUGACAGUCAGUUCUGAUACCCCAAUCGGCGACGAUGCGACAAUAUCUGGCGAAGUCGAUGCCUUUGUGCCGACUAUGACAUGCAAAACAUUAAAUGUGCAGUUGGAGAUUCCGCGGAUUGUGAACGACACCAACUCAGCAAGCGCAUUUGCGACUUCGAGCAAUAUCACUUUCACCAUCAACGCAGGCGAUGUGUGCCGCCAACUUUCUUCAGUCAGCGUGCCAGCGGACAACCCAUACACUGAGAUUCUCCCGAAGCGACAGGUCACAGGCACGAUGCAGCAGGUCUUCUGUGGAACCACAAAUGCCAGCGUACCCGAUUCAAAUGGCCCAGAGGGCCUCUUGUUCACAGUCACGGAUAUCAAUUACCAACAGACCCUGUUUGACAACGCCACUGACCUCGCGGGUGGUUCAUUUACCAUUGCAAGUGGUGUUUCCAGGACCCUUAACAAUAUAACGAACGUGUUCUGCAAUCCUUCGUAUUCGAUGACCAGGGCCCAGGUUACGAACAAUACUCGGCUACUCAACAACAACAAUGCCGUAACGGUCGCGUUAAAAGAUGGAGCAAGCAAUAGCACACUCUCAGGAUUUUCGGACUGGAACGCUACCAAUGUCCUGGUGCAAGCUUCGAUUGCUGCACAAGUUCUCUUUGGGGAUACGAUUAAUGACGACACCAUUUCCGACUCGAGCGCCAUAUUUACACUCAUGGCACUAACGCAAGGAUCCCAAAAUAUCGACACUUUAAUCAACCCAGAUACCAUGAUAUCAGCUGCUCGAGACACGUCCAAUGGACUCUUAUCUCAAUAUGCCCAUCAAGUUUUGAGGGCACCAGACAACCCCAGUGUGGAAGGGGGAAAGGUGACUCGUCAAGAACGGAGGCUCCGGGUCAACGAUGUUUCUGUGUGGACGAUGGCUUCGGCAUCUGGAUUACUGUUCCUUUUCUGCAUUGCCUUGAUCUUCAUCGCCCCUAGAGCGGUUGUCCCCCGCGAUCCGAGCUCCAUUGCGGGAGUUGCGACGACUCUGACCCGAAGUACGGAGCUGAAUCGAUUACUGCGCAAGCAGGGCGCACCAAGCCCUGCCAAUCAAAAAUCCGCCCUGGCAGGUUUCGAAUUUGGGACUGCAAUCGCAACGACGGAUUCUGGGACGAGAAGUUUCAAAAUUGUCACGUCGGAAGGCGAGCCAGACGAACCGACCACCAAGCCGAGUAUGGACAUUAAAUGGUGGUUGCCAUUCACUGCAACAUUUCCAGUCUUGACAAUCACCCUGGUUCUGCCCCUGGGCCUUAUUGUGGCGUUGGAGCUCAUUCAGCGACAUUCCGACGAUCACAAUGGGUUUUACACCGUGGCAGACGACAAGUGGACCGAAAUUUACAGCCAUUACAUCCCCGGCCUCGUUAUGCUGGUUUUGGCGGCGCUGGUCAACAUGCUUGAUUUCAAUGUGGCUUUGUUCACUCCGUGGAACAACCUGGCAGAAGGCAAUGCGAUCCACAGGAGAUCAGUCCUCAACAAUAUUCUCGGGAGAUCACCUCCGUUCGCAUUCUUACAGGCUCUGCGGACGCGAAGCCUCGGUGCCAUGUUGAGUAUCGCCGCGGCCACGUUGGCGAGUGUUCUGGCAGUGAUUGCUUCCGGUUUGUACUACGUCCAGCAUUACACAGUUGAUGGGGCGAAUAUUUCGCUCACUCAAGUCGACUCUUUUGACCUGCAGUGGACAAACAGCUUCUCCAAUGACAAUGGCGCGGCGGCCAUCACGAACUUGAUCAUGCACCAGAAUUUCAGCUACCCUCAAUUCACCUAUGAGGGCCUCGUGUUUCCAAAGCUGUCGCUAAAUAACUCCGCUCUGACGAAAGACGCACUCACGACAGUGUCUGGAUCAUCAGCCCACGUGCUUCCGGCUGUCCGCGCAAAUCUCAAAUGCGAUGUGCUUGCCAGCGACUCCUUCUCCUUAUCCACGCAAAAGGCUGGCGCUGACAGCGCAUACGCAACGGACCAAGCAUUCAUCACCGCGAGGGCAGCACUUCCAGACUCGUGCCAGCUCGGCGGCUCCACUGGCACGGAUAACUUUGUGCUCUACCAGAACAACUUCGAACUGCCUCCAGGUGGGAAGGGUACAUUUGCCGGUGCUCAAUUAGAUCUCUUGUUCGGUGAGAAUGCGACAACGUACGGCAACUAUGGCGAAAAUCGUGGUCAAUACAUAAGCGACAAUCCGGCAGUUGGUUGCCCCAGUUUGGCGUUCACAUUCGGCCACUUCCAACUAGAUAACACGGACAGGAGUCAAGUGACCACCAUGGUGUGCUAUCAAGAAAUCCAAGGACUCAAUGCCAAUGUCACACUGCAGCCCAACAGUACGACCAUUGAUUCGAGCCAUCCACCAAUAGUUGUCGGGAGCAGCAUCUUCCUCCACGACAAUCCGCUCAGCAACCACAGUGGCGUGAAGUCAUUCGACUUCCGCAUUCAGAACAACCUUGCUCAAGAAAUGACCGUGUUUAACGGUGAGGGUGGUACACCAGCGUCCAACCCAUCGAGUACAAACACGUUUGACAUCUUCUUCCAGGCCAUUAUCAACGGCUCUGAACCCCAUGAGCCAGCAUCUCUAGCUGGCCCGGACAACCAAGAUGUCCUCAUCGACGCGAUAAACCGAUUUUAUCGGAUUUACAUGGCGCAAGCCAUUUCCACAAACAUGCGCGGACCCUUGAAUAGCCUGAGCACUUCAUCCCGGCUUGCUCGACGCCAAACCUCUUCCACAAUAACCACCCCGACCACGAUUGACACUCCACGCCUCGUCCAAGACAAGGACAGCAAACUGAUCCUACAGAUUCUCCUCGGCAUCAUGACGGCCUUGGCCGCAUCAGCAUGGCUGACCACAAAAUUCCGCCACGUUCUCCCAUGUAAUCCGUGCUCCAUUGCAGGGACUAUGUCCCUCCUUGCGGGCAGCGAUUUGUGCCACAGCACUGACGACGGACUGUGCGAAUGCUGCGGGAAACCUCGUCGACGGUCAUUUGGAUAUGACGCUGGUAACAGACCGGAAUCGAUUCAUGCAGGACCCGACGAGAAUGGCGAGGACGUCGAUGAACGCCAACAGAUCAUUUCCGACGGCGCAGAAUGGAUGCGCGCGUCCCAGUUCGAAACCGUUUUCGGCGGCAAACGCUACAGUAUGGGCUGGUGGCGCGAGCGCCGGCUCAUAGGCAAGAGACGCAGGUUUGGCGUGGACGUUGGAGCUCGCGCCGACGGGGCAGACGACCAAGACUGGGAGCUGGGGGAGAGGAGACCCGAGGGGACUGGAUUUAGUGAUUUCAUGAUGAGGGGCGGGGACAGGGACGGCCGGGGCGAGUAUUCGAGAUUUGGAGGCCGGUCCAGAGGUGCGAGCGUGAGCGGGAGCGGACCGAGCCCGGAGCCUGGGGCGAUGGCCCCGACGAUGGCUAUGCCUCGAGAGCCCUCGCCGGGGGUGUACGUGCCUGAAGCAGGGCGGACGGGCCAGCCGCUCUACCACGACCCGGGGGAACCAAGCCGGUUACCAUUGGCGGGCAGACGAAGUCCUGUCGGCGGUGAAGCAUAGACUGGUCUGAGUCCUGACUCGAUAGAUGCUCACCAGGUGUGGUUUUCUUUCGGUUCUGUUAUUAUUGCAAUGCUGUCUUUUCACCUAUGGGCAGUUUCUCUUUUUUGUUCCAUGUCCAUGACGAUUUCAUGUUUGGUGCUCGGGGUGCUUUGGGUGCGUGGGUGCUUGGUGUUUCGAGGCGAGUGGGGAAAACGAAACCACUUUAUACCCAUACCUAUAUACCAUUGACGCUUUGCCGUGCUCCUUUCUUCAAAUCUCACUGGUUCUUUUUAUCCUACUUAUUUCUUCUCGUGUCUGAAAGAUGGACGGGAUGGAUGGACGGGUGGAUGGAUCAAGGGAGUUGGGUAUAACCCACGCCUCCCUCCGCCACGACAGACUAUAUCAUGUACCAGUUCACAGGUGACGCUAUUUAGAUCAAAUAUUACACCUAUA
This is a messenger RNA of Cladophialophora immunda, 5370 nucleotides long. RefSeq lists its product as uncharacterized. The coding region runs from base 397 to 4938 and encodes 1513 amino acids. Lineage: Eukaryota; Fungi; Ascomycota; Eurotiomycetes; Chaetothyriales; Herpotrichiellaceae. The record is from RefSeq and is a predicted model, not a curated record. The transcript has a single exon.